AUGACUGCUGCUUUUUUGGAGGUGACUUUUUCUGUAAUAUUGAUUGCUGCUGGUGUUAUUAUAGCAGCAAUGGGGGAUUUUUCUUUUGAUGUUUUUGGAUAUGGCAUGGCACUUACUUCUGUUUUCUUCCAGACGAUGUACCUGAUAUUGGUGGAGAGGUCUGGUGCGGAGGAUGGGUUUUCAUCAGUUGAGAUCAUGCUCCAUAACAGCUUUUUGUCUUUACCAUGUCUGCUAUUUCUCAUCAUAGCUACAGGAGAAUUUCCAAAUUCUUUGUCAUUACUUUUUGCUAAGGUCAGGAUCUGGAUUCCUAUGCGCCAUAUUUUUAUGCCAUUCUUGACUGUGUUCAAAAGCAGUGAGAAGUUCAUGAUUAUUCUUGACCAGAAUUAUGAUGCUAAGAACUAACAUAUGACCUCACAAUUGUAAUAAAUAACAUAUACAUACAGAAUUGUGAGAACUAACUUAUAAUCACAUAUUGGAAUAUUUGACAGGAUGGAGUCUUCUUUCAAUUGGUAUUUGUGCUGUGGCAUAUAUCAAAUUAUUCAGGCUGUGAUAAAGAAUUAUUAAAUUAUUCAGUCAGGCACGAGAUAUCAUAACAAUGCUUUUUGCUCACAUCUCCCAACUUCUAAGCCAUUUCAUGUGCAUAUCGACUUAAUACUCUGGUUUAUAGCUAUUAACUUCAUGUCAUCUAAUGGUAUAGAAGUGAAGCAGAAAAAUAGUUUGUUUUUAUGCCACAUUUGCUAUUACUGUCAGUGACAAGGAAUUCGAUCAAUGAUUUAAAUCUGCAAAUUUAAUAGUGAUUGUGUUCAUAAGGUGUGUUGUUGCUCUUGAUGUCUUACUGCACCAAAAUCUUUUUAUGCUUGAGGUUAUUUCUUGACAGAAAGACUUUGGAAAUUUGAAAAUGGACAUUGUAUAAGUUGGAAUUGCUUGGACUACAACCUUUAUCAAAACCUCUACCAGCAAGGUUUAGGAGUUUCUCUUUCCAGCCAACAAUUUUGUUUAGUAUCCUCUCUUGCAGCCUGCUCAACAUUUGUUUUUUUGGAUCUUCCCCAUUCAGUUCGUAAGCCAAGGUAUUUCCCCACCUUUUGUAGCAAAGAAACUCUCAAGUACUGUGCUAAAUCAUGUUGAAUUUGAAGAGGAGUAUUUGUGCUAAAAGUCACUUCUGACUUGUUGAGAUUAACAAGCUGCCCUGUAGCAUAGCCGUAUAUAUUGGACUCUGCUUACAGGGUAGAAAAACCAAGAAUCAUUAGCAAACAGGAGGUAAGAAAGAUUAGGAGCAUCCCUAUUCAGCUUGAGCCCUUGUAAUGAUCCAUCGUUAAAGGAUGCUAGGCAUUCAGUUACCAGGAUGAACAGCUAUGGGAAAUUAGAUCCCCUUGUCUAAAUCUUCUGGAUGGGUGAAUUCUAACUGCCCUGUCACCAUUGAUAAUUAUGUUAUACCUAAUUGUGUUGACACAUUGCAUAACUAGAGCUACCCACUUAGGGUCAAAACCAAUCUUUGACAGCAAAUCACUCCAAAAAUCCCACUCAACCCUGUCAUAGGCAUUUGACAUGUCCGACUUGACUGCCAUAUGGUAUUUUAUGGUUCCUCUUCUUUGCCUCAUGGAGUGCAGGGCCUCCUGGGCUAUAAUUAUGUAAUUUGGUAUUAGUCUUCAUCCAGCAAAGGCGCUCUAGUUUUGUGAACCCACCUGGGGCAUGA
Molecule: messenger RNA, 1693 nt
Organism: Ilex paraguariensis (yerba mate)
Lineage: Eukaryota; Viridiplantae; Streptophyta; Magnoliopsida; Aquifoliales; Aquifoliaceae
Source: the annotation of a GenBank genome assembly